Entrophospora candida is the source of this 251-nucleotide messenger RNA. The record is from the annotation of a GenBank genome assembly. Lineage: Eukaryota; Fungi; Glomeromycota; Glomeromycetes; Entrophosporales; Entrophosporaceae.
AUAUUAUAACAACUGAAUUGCCUACUGACGAAAAUAUUGUUGAAGAUAUUCUCAUUUCAGAAGGUGUCUGGCAAUCUGAAAAUGUUGAAAUGGAAGAGGGAGAGGAAAUGGGAGGAAGGAAAGCAUUUGAAACUGCAAAAAGAUUCUUAGAGCAACAAGAAUUUGUUACAAAAAAAGAUGUUAAGUAUGUUCGUGAAUUAAUAAAAUGUUUAAAUAGUUCUGCAGAUAAAGCAAAACAUCAGUCUUGUUGA